Alnus glutinosa is the source of this 1046-nucleotide messenger RNA. Its product is annotated as vesicle-associated membrane protein 722. The record is from RefSeq and is a predicted model, not a curated record. Lineage: Eukaryota; Viridiplantae; Streptophyta; Magnoliopsida; Fagales; Betulaceae. Gene Ontology annotation, cellular component: membrane. The transcript is spliced from 5 exons. Gene Ontology annotation, biological process: vesicle-mediated transport. The coding region runs from base 150 to 815 and encodes 221 amino acids.
AAGACACAAAAUUACGCUACCUCUCUAUCUCUCUCUUCGCAUCUAAGCAACAAAAAAAAGAAAAGAAAAGAAAAGCAAAACCAGAAAACCAUUCGUCCAUUCGUAGAUCGAGUCCGUUUCUCUUUAGCUCUGAGGUUAUCGAAACGGCGAUGGGCCAGCAAUCGUUGAUCUACAGCUUUGUGGCGAGAGGGACGGUGAUCCUGGCCGAGUUCACGGAGUUCACCGGAAACUUCACGACAAUUGCCGCCCAGUGCCUCCAGAAACUCCCGGCCUCCAACAACAGGUUCACCUACAACUGCGAUGGCCACACCUUCAAUUACCUCGUCGACAACGGCUUCACUUACUGUGUGGUUGCGGUUGAGUCUGUUGGGCGACAGAUUCCAAUUGCCUACCUUGAGCGUGUCAAGGAUGAUUUUACCAAGAGAUAUGGUGGAGGAAAAGCUGCAACAGCAGUUGCCAAUAGCCUCAACAAAGAGUUUGGACCCAAAUUGAAGGAGCAGAUGCAGUAUUGUGUAGAUCAUCCAGAGGAGAUCAGCAAGCUGGCUAAAGUAAAAGCUCAGGUUUCAGAAGUGAAAGGAGUUAUGAUGGAAAAUAUAGAGAAGGUUCUCGACCGUGGAGAGAAGAUUGAGCUGCUUGUGGAUAAAACAGAGAACCUUCGUUCUCAGGCACAAGAUUUCAGGCAGCAAGGAACCAAGAUGAGGAGAAAGAUGUGGUUGCAGAACAUGAAGAUAAAGCUGAUAGUUCUCGGUAUCAUAAUCGCCCUGAUUCUCAUCAUAAUUCUAUCUGUUUGCGGCGGUUUCAAAUGCGGUCACUAGUGGAAUGAUGCUUUGCGAUUUUACUAGUGCUGGUUUACCUAUAGCUUUUUUGGUCACACGUUCCACUUUCCUACUAUAUAUUAUAAGAUGUCGCUUUGUAUAGUCUGUAUCCUUGAAUUCUUUUGAGACUAAUUUGCCGCAUGAUGUGUGUUAAGCUUGUCAUUCAUCUGUUACAUGACACUUCUGGUUGAGGAAAUUCAUUUUAGUGUUGAGGUUGCUUUUCCAUCUUAA